AUGCUACUUCAUCGAUGCAGCAGCCAAACCGGACGCCUCUCUCAACAUCGACGUUUGCUUGUCGAGCUAAGACGUGGCAUGAUGCGUCGGCCAAUGGCUUCCGAUCGAGCUCUAAAUAAGAUCUUACGCGAUCGAGCAGCCACGCCCUCGGCGACGGCGUCCGGAGCGGACACCAGAUACAGUGUACACGGUCGAAGCGGUCCAACCAUCCUGCGCUUAUCGCUGAUGCGAAGCCACAUUGUGACCGGUGAAGCUGCGAAGGUGCAUCGGGGGUCGGUCGAUCGAGACAGAGAUCAACGCUCGUUUGCCAGUGUCUAG
This is a messenger RNA of Pseudozyma hubeiensis SY62, 318 nucleotides long. RefSeq lists its product as hypothetical. Lineage: Eukaryota; Fungi; Basidiomycota; Ustilaginomycetes; Ustilaginales; Ustilaginaceae. The transcript has a single exon. The record is from RefSeq and is a predicted model, not a curated record. Bases 1 to 318 code for a protein of 105 amino acids.